Messenger RNA from Oryza brachyantha (malo sina), 1643 nucleotides. Its product is annotated as GATA transcription factor 12. Gene Ontology annotation, molecular function: zinc ion binding; sequence-specific DNA binding. The record is from RefSeq and is a predicted model, not a curated record. The transcript is spliced from 2 exons. Bases 260 to 1417 code for a protein of 385 amino acids. Gene Ontology annotation, cellular component: nucleus. NCBI's taxonomy places the organism in Eukaryota, Viridiplantae, Streptophyta, Magnoliopsida, Poales, Poaceae. Gene Ontology annotation, biological process: positive regulation of DNA-templated transcription.
CUUCCGUCUCUCCGCGCUCCAGCUCCACGCCAAUUAAACCCUACUCCACCUCCCUCUCUCUCUCUCUCUCUCGCGUUAUCUGCGGUGCUGCAUCCCACUCCUCGCGCACACGUAGAAACGGAAGGAGAAACGAACAAAAGGCACCGAGUAACGCAAAUAGGAUUGUUUCCGCACCCCGCGCGCGUCCGCGGCAGUGUGUGUGUAGCGCUCGCGCACGCGGCCCGCGGGCGCGCCGGGUUGCAGCUGGCCGGGGCGGUGAAUGGAGGCGACGGCCGAGUACGGCGUGCAUGGUGGCGGCGGCGCCGCCUACUACGGCGGCGCGGGCCGCGAGAAGAAGGCGCAGGCGCAGCAGGGGUGCGGGGACCACUUCGCCGUGGACGACCUCCUCGUGCUGCCCUACGACGAGGAGGAUGAGAGGGAGGGUGAGGACGGCGGCGGCAAGGAGGAGGCAGGCCUGGGGAACGCGUCGGCGGACUCGUCGACCAUCACGGCCCUGGAUAGCUCCAGCAAUUCCUUCGGCCUUGCCGAUGGCGACUUCUCCGGCGAGCUAUGUGAGCCGUACGACCAACUAGCCGAAUUGGAGUGGCUGUCGAACUACAUGGUCGAGGGGGAGGACACCUUCGCCACUGAAGACCUCCACAAGCUGCAACUCAUCUCCGGCAUUCCCUCCGGAGGGUUCUCGACGGCGUGCGCGCUGUCGGCUCAAGCUGCGCCGGCGGCUGCCUCCGCAGCAGUGCAGCCCGGCGGCUUCCUGCCGGAGGCGCCCGUCCCCGCCAAAGCGAGGAGCAAGCGAUCCCGCGCUGCUCCGGGCAAUUGGUCGUCCCGCCUGCUCGUGCUGCCCCCGCCUCCCGCGUCUCCCCCGUCCCCGGCAUCCAUGGCCAUCUCGCCGGCGGAGUCUGGCGUGUCGGCGCAUGCGUUCCCUGUUAAGAAACCCUCGAAGCCAGCUAAGAAGAAGGACGCGCCACCGCAGCCGCAGCUCUCCAGCGUGCCGGUGCACUCGGGCGGCUCGGCGCCAGUGGCGGCCGGGGAAGGGAGGCGGUGCGUCCACUGCGAUACGGACAAGACGCCACAGUGGAGGACUGGGCCUAUGGGACCCAAGACACUGUGCAAUGCGUGCGGGGUGCGGUACAAGUCGGGGCGGCUGGUACCGGAGUACCGGCCGGCGGCGAGCCCCACCUUCGUGGUGUCAAAGCACUCGAACUCCCACCGCAAGGUGAUGGAGCUGCGCCGGCAAAAGGAGAUACACCAGCAGACCCCGCAUCACCAGCCGCAUCCGCAUGUAGUCGCCGGCGGUGGAGUGGGGAGCCUAAUGCACAUGCAGAGCUCCAUGCUGUUCGACGGAACGUCGCCCUUCGUGAGCAGCGACGACUUGUUGAUCAACCACCACCUAGGGACAGACUUCCGGCAGCUCAUCUAGAUGAGUCGUGUGCUAGAAUUGAUCAAUUAGCCCAGGAAUAAUCUAAAAAACCCAGGAACCAAAAAAAGCUGAAGAACUAAUCUUUUCUUAGGAGUUUCCCCAGUUUUUGCCUCCUUCACUUCGUUUAGUUUGCGCGCCUUUUGUUCAGCUCAUCGAAUUUUUCGUGUCAAAUUUUGUUUAUGAUCCUCUUAAGUUUACCACCUUUUCUUGGGAGUUGAUUUCUCUA